CUUCCAUCUCCUCUCAACAUAUCAACCAAACCCCAGCUCAAAUUCAUGGCUUCACUUUAAUAGAAACCUCUCUCCUCCCCCCCAAGAAACCUAGGAAACCUCCCCAGAUUCUGUUGCUUAUGCAUUCUUUAAUGGACCUGAGGAGGCUUGCAAUCACCAAACCCAUCUAUGUCUACACACCCAUUACCCGCCCCUUGACCUGCGUGACAUCCACUGCCCAACAGAGCCUCCAAACCCAACAAGACCUCCAGAAGCAGUCUCCGCAGCCGUCAUUGAAGCAACCGGAGUUUUCUAAUCAGAAUUUGGUCAAGUUGGUAUCUUCUAUUCUCUCAAAACGAUCUCUUGAUUCUUCCAGCUGUAAAGAACUCUUACCUGGGUUGUCUCCUUAUGAGUUUGAUCGGCUGCUCUUGGAUGCUCGAUCCAAUGUGAACCCCAAAACUGCUUUGAAUUUCUUUUACUUUGCUUCGAAGUCGUUCAAGUUUCAGUUCACCGUUCGAUCUUAUUGCAUUUUGAUACGUUUGCUUCUUGUUUCGAAUCUUUUAGCUCCUUCAAGGUUGCUUUUGAUUCGUUUGAUUGAUGGGAUGAUGCCAGUUUUGUCUGUAAAUAAUCCUAGCGUCAGGCAUUUGGAGAUUGCUACGGUAAUGGCAGAUUUAAAUACGGUUUUUGAGCCGGGUAUUGGUGUUCAGGUAGCUGAUUUGUUGGUACAUGUUUAUUGUAGCCAGUUUGUGAAUUUGGGUUUGAGUCAUGCUGUUGAUGUGUUUUCGUUGCUGGGGAGAAAGGGUAUCUUUCCUUCUUUGAAGACUUGCAACUUCUUGCUGAGUGCUUUAGUGAGGGCUAAUGAAUUGCAGAAGAGUUAUGAAGUGUUUGAAAUGAUGUCUCAUGGUGUCUCUCCCGAUGUUUUCUUGUUUACUACUGCAAUUAAUGCAUUCUGCAAGGGAGGAAGAAUUGAGGAUGCAAUUCAGUUGUUUUCUAAGAUGAAGAAAUCAAAUAUAGCUCCAAAUGUUGUUACUUACAACAAUAUCAUUAAUGGUUUAUGCAGGAGUGGGAGUCUGGAUGAGGCAUUUCAGCUUAAAGAGAAGAUGACAGAAGUGGGUGUGAAACCAACUGUUAUAACAUAUAGUGUUCUUAUAAAUGGUUUGAUAAAGUCGGAUAGAUUUGAUGAAGUCAAUUUUGUUUUGAAGGACAUGUCUGAUAGUGGGCUUGUUCCAAAUGAGGUUAUAUAUAAUACAUUAAUUGAUGGGUAUUGUAAAUUGGGAAACAUUAGUGAGGCACUAAAGAUUAGAAACGACAUGUCAUCCAAGGGGAUAAGUCCCAAUUCUGUGACAUUUAAUUCACUGAUAAUUGGCUUCUGUAGGAGUGGUCAAAUGGAGCAUGCUGAGCAUUUGUUAAAGGAAACUCUAUCAAGAGGAUUAUCUGUAAGUGAAGGUGUGUAUGCAUCAGUAAUUCACUUGUUAUGCAACGAGUCUAGAUUUUACUCUGCACUAUUUUUCACCAGGGAAAUGCUGUUUAGAAAGUUGAGGCCUAGGGAUGACUUGCUUACUAAGUUGUUUAGUGGACUUUGUAAGGAUGGAAAGCAUUUGGAGGCAACUGAGCUUUGGUUUAAGCUCUCAGGGAAAGGGUUUGCACCCAACACUGUGACCUCCAAUGCAUUAAUUCAUGGCUUGUGCGAAGCAGGUAACAUGAAAGAGGCUGGUAGGAUUCUAAAAGAGAUGCUAGCAAGGGGCUUGGUAUUGGAUAGGAUCUCAUACAAUGCACUGAUUUGGGGAUGUUGCAAAGAAGGAAAAGUUGAGGAAGGUUUUAAGCUCAAAGAGAAGAUGAUUAAGCAAGGAAUUCAUCCUGACAUCUCUACUUACAAUUUGCUACUACUUGGACUUUGUAAUGUCAGUAAGGUGGAAGAAGCUGUUAAGCUUAGGGACGAAUGCAUGAGAAAUGGUAUUGUUUUAAAUAUUUAUACAUAUGGAAUCAUGAUUGAUGGAUACUGUAAAGCUGACAAGAUCGAAGAGGCUCAGAAUCUCUUUGAUGAGUUGGUUAGUGAAAAAGUGGAGCUAAACGCUGUUGUCUAUAAUACAAUGAUCAGAGCUUACAGUAAAAAUGGGAACAUUAUGGCAGCUUUUAAACUUCGUGAUGACAUGAGACGCAAGGGCAUCCAACCAACAAUUUCCACAUAUUCCUCUCUAAUUCAUGGCAUGUGCAAAACUGGUCUUGUUGAGGAUGCAAGAGAAGUUCUUGAGGAAAUGAGAGCAGAGGGCUUGUUGCCAAAUGCCAUCUGUUAUACAGCACUUAUCGGUGGUUAUUGUAGGUUAGGCCAGAUGGACAGGGUUGGGAAUAUCUUGCGGGAAAUGUCUUCAAAUAAUGUACAACCAAACAAAGUUACCUAUACUAUUAUGAUUGAUGGGUUUUGUAAAUUAGGUAAUAUAGAAGAAGCAACUAAGCUUCUAAAUGAGAUGAAAGAGAAAGGAUUGGUCCCAGAUGUUGUUACCUAUAAUGUCUUUACAAAAUGGUUAUGCAAGGAAGGGAGGGUGGAAGAAGCUUUUAAAGUAUGGGAUCAUAUGUCUGGUACAGGAAUAAACUUAGAUGAGAUUACAUAUACCACAUUGAUUCAUGGGUGGUCUCAGCCAUCGGCAAUCAAGAAUGAAGAGUGAAAGGAGCUUUUGAAAGGAAGCUUAUUGAUGACUAUUUGACCAUGGGACGGCAGUUGUUCAUUGUCUUCCCUUAAGACUUGAUAGCGGUUGUUGAACCUCAAAGGUAAGCUGUCCCUGGACAAUGGACUGAUACUGGCUUGUUAUUGCGCCAUUGUUCAUGGACUAACUUUUAAGGAUGAUGUUUACUGUCGCCCCUUGCUAAAAUCACAAGAACAAUGGAAGAAUGGUUAGUUCCAUACCUCUUCCAACUGCAGCAAGAGAUGGAUAGUGCCAGAUUCAAGCUUCAGUGCGUCAUCAAUUGCAGGAAAUUUGUUGAGUAUCCUGUCAAAAGGCAAGUUAUCUAAGUUAUGAUAUGAUUAUGGCCGAAUCAACUUCUUCUUUAAAUGAUGAUUCCUAUAACUGUAAUUGGGACGUGUUCGUUGCCAGUUUUCAGUUACCCCUUUUUUGAUAACUUCAGGCUCGAGGUCGGGGAUGAAAAGCUGAAACGCCAUUUCAACAACAUUUCAUGGGUUUGCUUAAUAUUUUGAGGGUCGCGGCUCAUCCACACUUGUUCAUGGUGAAGCUACAAGGUCCAUCAACUAAUUUGCCGAAAAUUUUGCUAUUUCCAUUGCAUAUGUGAAUAAAAUAUACUAAUAGCUGCUUGACGUAGCCUUUAUAAAUUUUGAAUUUCAGGUUGUAUAAAAAUAAAAUUAAAAGCUGUGCAUUUUCAAUUUUUCAUUAUAAAAAUUGUUAAUUGAG
Rubroshorea leprosula is the source of this 3380-nucleotide messenger RNA. The record is from the annotation of a GenBank genome assembly. NCBI's taxonomy places the organism in Eukaryota, Viridiplantae, Streptophyta, Magnoliopsida, Malvales, Dipterocarpaceae.